Molecule: messenger RNA, 1257 nt
Organism: Parascedosporium putredinis
Lineage: Eukaryota; Fungi; Ascomycota; Sordariomycetes; Microascales; Microascaceae
Source: the annotation of a GenBank genome assembly
AUGGAGCAGCCUCCCGUCGAUGAUUCCGGGCUCCGAGAGAAGCCAAACCCGCCAAGUGUGCCGAAAGCCGACGCCGUGUCCUUGACUGAAGUGCUCGUUUGCCGAGAACCGACGAGCGAUGAGCUCAGCCCCGACAUCCGAUUCCCUCAUCCACAUUCCUUAACAGCGGACAUUGACGGCACUUACAGGCAGCGAUUCGAGCCAGAUUACGAGGAUCCAACCACUGAGCCAGGCAGGUUUCUCGAGACCACGACGAGAGCCUUGCACGUUGAGGAUAAUGCAUUUCUCAGCAAUCUUCCUCAGCCGUGGUACUCUUCAGACGGAUAUGCAGACAAACUCAUCGAGUACUUGAGUGAAAGAAAUGAACAAGAUAGGACGAAGCCGUUUUUCGCCUACCUUCCGUUUAGCGCCCCUCACUGGCCUCUUCAAGCCCCCAAGAAGAACAUGAACAAAUAUAAGGGGUUGUAUGCCGAUGGCCCUGAAGUUCUCAGACGUCAGCGACUCGAAAGGCUCCAGAACCUCGGGAUUAUAGCCCCCACUGCUGUGCCUCAUCCAGUCGUUGGUAUGGCCGGCGAAGAGGAUGAGCACCAGUGGGACCGCCUUGAUGAAGAUACGCGACAAAAGUCAGCACGUGCUAUGGAGGCCUACGCUGGUAUGGUUGAUCGAAUGGACUGGAAUGUUGGCCGAGUAUUGGAAUAUCUCAAGAAGACAGGCCAGUACGAGAAUACUCUCAUCAUGUUUAUGUCCGAUAAUGGAGCUGAGGGUGCCUCGUAUGAAGCUGCGCCUAUAUUAGGCGAUCAGAUGAUGGCUCAUAUUGCCAAAUAUUAUGACAAUAGCCUUGAGAACAUUGGUCGUGGGAACUCUUUCGUGUGGUACGGAAACUACUGGGCACAAGCUGCGACGGCGCCUAGCCGACUUUUCAAGAUGUUUUCCACGGAAGGCGGUUGUCGAGUGCCAUUAAUCGUUAAGCCGGCCCUUCAAACUCGGGCUGGUCCUGGGGCGGAAACUCUCGCUACUGAUUCCAUCAUCACAGACGCCUUUUGCACGGUGAUGGAUGUCGUACCGACAAUUCUUGAGCUUGCUGGGUUGCAGCAUCCUGGGAAAGAGUACGCUGACUAUGCGGCCGGAUUCGAGAUUGCUGGCUCGGGGGCUCUCCGUCGCGGGGACUACAAAGUCACUUUUGUCCCAGCACCGCGGGGCCGCAGCGAUGGGAGCUCUUCAACAUUCGCACAGAUCCUGGCGAAACGCAAGACUUGA